Messenger RNA from Toxorhynchites rutilus septentrionalis, 3730 nucleotides. RefSeq names its product P protein-like. The transcript is spliced from 10 exons. The record is from RefSeq and is a predicted model, not a curated record. Gene Ontology annotation, biological process: transmembrane transport. Gene Ontology annotation, cellular component: membrane. NCBI's taxonomy places the organism in Eukaryota, Metazoa, Arthropoda, Insecta, Diptera, Culicidae. Bases 913 to 3429 code for a protein of 838 amino acids.
AUGUGUGAUUACUACCAUUCGCAGACGGCUGUUUCUGCGUUCUUCGGAUGUCAUUGGCGUCCGCUGGUUGGCAGACACUGCGGCGGAGAGUCGAAGCAGUUGCUGACACAAGAGCGGCGUGUGUGCGAGCUAUUCCAGUGGAAACAAGAGUUCCUGCGUGCGAAGGAGAGUCGACGCGAACGAAGCCCUGACGGGAAAUUGGUCGCAGGAAUGAAAGACAUGUUUCGAGCGAGGGCACCUGUGCGGAUGUGAUAUGACUAUGAUGAUGAGGUUUUAAGGCUUGACGCUUCAGUCAUGGUGUAGUCAGUCGAUUUUUGCUUACUGCCAUGUUUGGAUGCGUGUCGUAGAAUCGAGCUGGUGGAAAACGCGUUUUUAGUAUUGCUGCGUACGCGUUUAGAGGAAAAAAGUGUGUGGAUGAUGUGCGAAUGUUCGAGUUUGUGGAAAAUUUCAGAUGAAGUGAAAAUAUUGUGUUCAGUUUGAACUGAAGUUGUGUUAGUAAUAUUCUGAGCGUUUGUGAAAUCGAACGCAAGCCUCAGUUUUGCAAAUAAAGCUCAGAAGCGAGCAAAAAGCUGCCUUAAUUUUGAAUAGUACUCUAGAGAGAUAAGCAGAAAAGUUGAUAAUGCAAAAAUAAAGCAAUCAGAAUUGAAUCUACGACCAAGCUUCCACCGAGCAACACCUUCCGCUUUCCGAGCAUCGAAUAGCAUCAGAAUAAUUUAACCUUCAACUUAUCAACACCCAAAUCAACAUAAAAUCACGUAACUCCCUCCGAGGCACAACACUUUCAUCACUUGAGGUUACCUCUGUCAGAGAGCAGAGGUUCCGAUUCCCGCACUGAGCAACCCAAACGGAACCGACGACGUCAAGAUUGCCUCCCCAACGGGAACAACGGUGGUCGUCACGGGGCCGGUUAAAAUGCGAAUGAAAAGCGCACCGAAAAGCUUCCGACGGCACAGGGCCAACAAGCAUCAGGUUGAUUUUCCCCAACCAAGCGAGGUAACGGAAGCGUCGCUGGAGUUAUGGAGAAGUCUGCCGACCAAGAUCCGGCAGGAUCCGAGCAUGGUAUCGUUCCAGCAGGUGGAACUCGAACACGCCCGGUUACAUGGUGAUGACCACGAGGACUCCUUCCCGGAGAUCCAACCAUUAGAGGACGAUGUGGCCGAGGAAGAGGAACAGGAAGAUGGUGAAGAUAACGGAAACGAAUUCAUUACCAUCAACGUGACCAAUGAGCAGGGUCAGAGCAAAGAGAUCGAGCACAUUAAAGAGAAAAACAAAGACAUCCCGAAGCCCCACGUGCAUCAUCUCGCAGGUCACUACAUCGGCAAUAUAACACCCCCAAAACACGAUGACUUCAACGACACCGGUCAAAGUCGUCUGGACGAGGAUCACCCGUUUCGGAAGUACUCGAAAACCAUCUGUCUGUUCAUCACGUGGAUGAUAAUCAUCACAUUCCUGGUGGUGAAAGACGAGAAACUUCAUUCCGAAAAGCAUCUCUCGAUCCCGGUGGACAAAACCAAAGCGUACAUCCUGCCAGAGCUGCCACUUAGAUCCCACGUGAGGUUCACGUUCGAGGGGACCUUCCUCAGCGAGCCUUUUACCAACACCACCGAACACUACUUGACAAUCUACCUCCAAUCGCUGACGUCCACUUUGGAUGGGAAUCUGGACGAGUCGGAAGGUGCUGCUGAAUCGGUGCAAAACAUCACCGAGCUGUGGCAUAUGCCGAUCGUGCAUCCGUAUCUCUUCGACAGCGCACCUCUCAUCAAGAAACAACAUAUUUUUGAAAUUGGUGAGACCAGUUUUGAACACAUCAAUCAGCAAAGCAGCGUAGUCCAGUUGAUGGUGAAAAGCAACAUCAAAGCCAUUAUGCCGAUCAGUGUGCAGUAUGACCAUUCUCCGGUCAAUCGUGACGUUGGGGUGAUCUACGCAGCCUUCGUGCUGCUGUUCUUGUACGCGUUGAUUAUUUGGGAGAUCGUUCAUCGGACGUUCGCCGCAGUGAUUGCUUCUACGCUGGCGGUUUCCAUUCUGGCGGCGCUCAACGAUCGGCCCACGAUGGAUGAUAUUGUCGGGUGGAUCGACGUGGAGACCAUCUUGCUGCUGUUCUCGAUGAUGAUUCUGGUGGCCAUACUGGCGGAGACGGGCAUCUUUGACUAUAUUGCUGUUUACAUUUACAAGAUUACCAAUGGGAAGAUUUGGGGUCUCAUUCACUGCUUGUGCAUCUGUACGACGCUGAUCUCAUCUCUGCUGGAUAAUGUGGCAACGGUACUGCUGAUGGCACCAAUCACGAUUCGGUUAUGCGAGGUUGUGGACAUGAACCCUGUACCGGUACUGAUGGCCAUCACCGUUCAUGCUAACAUCGGAGGUACGAUGACACCCAUAGGAGAUCCGCCCAAUGUCAUUAUCACAUCGAAUCAGUAUAUUUUGAAACACGGAGUAACCUUUUUAACCUUCACCGCCCACAUGAUGGUGGGCGUCAUCAUUGUCGUAAUAGCAACGAACAUCCAUCUUCGCUUGAAGUACAGAAAUAUCAACAAUCUCAGGAUGCACGAACCCAAGGAAAUGAAGGAAUUGCGACGAAACAUCAAGGCUUGGGAGCGGGCGGCUGGCAAGAUUCCACCCUACUCGAAGGAUGCCAACAUCGUGCGGGAAACGCUGAUGAAGAAGGUUCGUCUGCUGAGGCACGAGCUGAAGAAAAAGAUGACGAAAGGUUGCGUUCCAGAGGAAAUCUAUCGCUCAACGCUGGAAGAGUUGCAGAAGGAGCAUCCCAUUAAAAACAAGGGGCUGUUGAUCAAAUCGGGAGUUGCCGGUUUGUUCAUAAUUUCGUUGUUUUUCUUGGAGUCAAUCCCAGAGUUGCGGAAGCUGUCCUCUGGCUGGGCAGCCUUGUUGGGUGUGAUGUUGCUGCUGAUUAUCUCGGACAAGAACGACAUGGACGCGGUCCUGUCGCGCAUUGAGUGGCCCACACUGCUCUUCUUUGCUGCUAUGUUCACCCUGAUGGAAGCCGUCGAGCGGAUGGGGCUGAUCGACUGGAUUGGUCACGCGACCGAAACCAUCAUUAUGGCCGUGUCCCAGGAUCUACGGCUGGCGGUGGCAAUUAUUAUCAUUCUAUGGAUUUCAGCACUGUCUUCAGCGUUCGUCGAUAGUAUCCCGAUAACGGCAAUGAUGGUCAAGAUUGUGAUUGCGCUGGAGAAGUCAUCGCUUGGCUUACCCUUGCAGCCGCUCGUGUGGGCCCUUGCAUUUGGCACUUGUUUGGGAGGUAACGGAACGCUGGUUGGCGCUUCCGCCAACGUUAUCAGCGCUGGCAUUGCAGAGCAGCAUGGCUAUCGAUUCAGUUUCAUGGAUUAUUUCAAGCUCGGUUUCCCCAUCAUGUUAGUGAGCGUAAUUGUGACAACUGGGUAUUUGAUAACGGCUCACGUAGUAUUCACCUGGCAUUGAAACUGUUACAACGCUUUCGAAGCUGCAUUGAACAUUGGAGGGAUGAGCUGCAAUCGUUAGAAUUAUGGAGAUUUUUCUAACAAUAACCAGCCGUUUCUUAAAUGAGCUGUAUGUGUUUAUAUGGCAAUUAUACUAUACGUGUUAUACAAUACAGCUAGUAAGUGUUUUUUCUCGUCGUUAGAAUUUAGUUAAUUUCACAGAAACUUUUCAAGUUUUCAUUUUUAUUUCCCAAUUUAUUUUGCCUGUUUGUAAAACAAUGAGAUUUAAACAUAAAAAAUAAAAAUAAUUAAUAAAAAACAAA